GGCCGGGGCAAAAGAAUUCGGUAGAGGGCAACAGCGGUAAUUCCAAGGCAAGCACGCUAGGAGGACAAAGCAUAAGAAAACAAAAAUAGUGGGAAAUGGGAGGGAGAAACCGAGUGAUCCAACGCCCCAACAAGGCAAUGCCAACCCAAACUUCCCAACCUACCAAAAAAAAUGGUCUUACCGUCUAACGUUUCUCACCAAAAUUUGAAGAAAGAAAUGGCGAGUUCUGCAGUCGCUUUGGAGGAUGUUCCUUCCGUUGAUAUCAUGACUGAACUGCUUCGUCGUUUCAAGUGCUCCUCCAAGCCUGACAAACGCCUCAUUCUUAUUGGUCCCCCUGGAUCUGGAAAGGGUACACAAUCGCCCAUAAUUAAGGAUGACUACUGCUUGUGCCAUUUAGCCACAGGUGAUAUGCUCAGAGCUGCAGUUGCUGCCAAAACACCUCUUGGAAUUAAGGCCAAAGAAGCUAUGGAUAAAGGGGAACUUGUCUCUGAUGAUUUGGUGGUUGGGAUAAUUGAUGAAGCCAUGAAAAAACCCUCAUGCCAAAAAGGUUUUAUUUUAGAUGGUUUUCCAAGGACUGUGGUCCAGGCGCAGAAGCUUGAUGAGAUGCUUCAAAACCAGGGAGCUAAGAUUGACAAGGUGUUGAAUUUUGCAAUUGAUGAUUCCAUAUUGGAGGAGAGGAUCACUGGCCGUUGGAUACAUCCUUCUAGUGGUCGAACCUACCACACUAAAUUUGCCCCUCCCAAAGUUCCUGGUGUUGAUGAUGUCACUGGAGAGCCUUUGAUACAAAGAAAAGAUGAUACCCCAGCAGUUCUCAAGUCAAGGCUGGAGACUUUUCAUAGGCAGACUGAACCGGUUAUUGAUUAUUAUGGUAGCAAAGGUAUUCUUGCUAAUCUUCCUGCGGAGAAACCCCCAAAAGAGGUCACCUCUGAGGUUCAGAAGGUUCUCUCUUCUUAGGACUUGAUCCUUCAUCUUUCACUUUCUCCAAUUUUUUGUAACUUGUUCAAAUUAUUCCGAUACAUUGUCGGAUCAGCAAAUCAGCAGUUUUCCUUUCAAGACUUUGAGCUUCUGCUGGUUUUGUGAGCCCAGGAGGUGUUUUUCCUACAAAAUAAUAGUUUGCUACAGAUUUUGUGGUAACACUCUCAUGAUGAUAAUUUUAUAAUAUGUGGUCAAUGGUCUUAUUUUCUCUUUCUUCUUUCAAAUUGAUUACUUCUGAAUUGUGUUCCCCAUUUUUUUUAUGGGAUCAAUAUUCAAUAUCGUUUUCAUUUGACAUUUUGGCCCAAAACCAUCAUUUUGAUGAUCAACUCGUCCUCUAUGUUUCAACAUUCUUAUUGUUUACCAUUUAGUUUGUUUGCUCCUACAAAUUACAGAGAGUUGGUAUAUACAAAUCGUGGGUCAAUUUUGUUGCAAUGGAUUGUGUUUGUAUCGAGCUGUCUCU
Messenger RNA from Durio zibethinus, 1435 nucleotides. The record is from RefSeq and is a predicted model, not a curated record. NCBI's taxonomy places the organism in Eukaryota, Viridiplantae, Streptophyta, Magnoliopsida, Malvales, Malvaceae.